GGGAGGUGGGUGGGGGGAAGGCGGCUCCGCACACCCAAGAUGGCGGCGGUGGAGCUGGAGUGGGUGCCCGAGACGCUCUAUAACACGGCGAUCUCGGCCGUGGUGGAUAGUUACGGGCGGGCCCGGCGACGGGACAUCCGCUCGCUGCCCGAGAACAUCCAGUUCGAUGUGUACUAUAAGCUUUACCAACAGGGCCGCUUAUGCCAGCUGGGUAGUGAAUUUUGUGAACUAGAAGUUUUUGCAAAGGUGCUACGAGCUUUAGAUAAAAGACAUCUGCUUCAUCACUGUUUUCAGGCUUUGAUGGACCAUGGAGUAAAAGUUGCUUCUGUACUGGCCUAUUCUUUCAGUAGACGGUGCUCCUACAUAGCAGAAUCCGAUUCUGCUGUAAAAGAAAAAGCAAUCCAGAUUGGUUUUGUUUUAGGUGGGUUCCUCUCAGAUGCAGGCUGGUACAGUGAUGCUGAGAAGGUAUUUCUUUCCUGCCUUCAGUUAUGCACCCUUCAUGAUGAAAUCCUUCAUUGGUUUCGUGCCGUAGAAUGUUGCGUAAGGUUGCUGCAUGUUCGAAACGGUAACUGUAAAUAUCACUUGGGAGAAGAAACAUUCAAACUCGCUCAGUCUUACAUGGACAAACUUGCAAAACACGGUCAGCAAGCAAACAAAGCAGCGCUCUACGGGGAGCUGUGCGCACUGCUCUUUGCCAAGAGCCACUAUGAUGAGGCUUAUAAAUGGUGUAUAGAAGCUAUGAAGGAGAUCACAGUUGGCCUGCCUGUAAAAGUAGUAGUGGAUGUUUUACGACAAGCUUCAAAGGCUUGUGUUGUAAAACGUGAAUUUAAGAAGGCUGAACAGCUGAUCAAACAUGCAGUAUACCUUGCCCGGGAGCAUUUUGGAGCCAAGCACCCCAAAUACUCGGAUACGCUACUAGACUAUGGAUUUUACUUGCUCAACGUAGACAAUAUAUGCCAAUCUGUUGCAAUCUAUCAGACAGCUCUUGAUAUCCGGCAGUCAGUAUUUGGAGGUAAAAACAUACAUGUAGCUACAGCUCAUGAAGACUUGGCUUACUCUUCAUAUGUUCACCAGUACAGCUCUGGAAAAUUUGACAAUGCACUAUUCCAUGCUGAACGUGCUAUUGGCAUUAUAACUCACAUUCUCCCAGAAGACCAUCUCCUCUUGGCAUCUUCAAAGAGAGUUAAAGCACUUAUCCUGGAGGAGAUUGCAAUAGACUGUCACAACAAGGAAACUGAGCAGAGGUUACUUCAAGAAGCUCACGACUUACAUCUGUCCUCACUCCAGUUAGCUAAAAAAGCCUUCGGGGAGUUUAAUGUACAGACGGCAAAACACUACGGCAACCUUGGAAGACUGUAUCAGUCCAUGAGAAAGUUUAAGGAAGCAGAAGAAAUGCACAUCAAGGCAAUUCAGAUUAAGGAGCAGCUUCUAGGUCAAGAAGAUUAUGAAGUUGCCUUGUCAGUGGGCCACCUAGCUUCUCUCUAUAACUAUGAUAUGAAUCAAUAUGAAAAUGCUGAAAAGCUUUAUUUGAGAUCCAUAGCAAUUGGAAAGAAGCUUUUUGGUGAAGGAUACAGUGGACUCGAAUAUGAUUACAGAGGUCUCAUUAAACUGUACAAUUCCAUUGGCAAUUACGAGAAGGUUUUUGAAUACCACAAUAUUUUGGCCAAUUGGAACCGGUUGCGGGAUCGGCAGUUCUCCGUUACAGAUGCUCUGGAGGACGUAAGCACCAGCCCUCAAUCCACUGAAGAAGUGGUCCAGUCUUUUCUGAUGUCUCAGAACGUUGAUGGACAGGGUAGCUAAGAACUCGGUCAGUUAACCAGUUAAGGUUUUUUCCCCCAGGUUACAGGGGGAAAAGUCAUACUGUGAAAUCUAAACCAUGUAGUUCUCUGGGGGCUGGAAUUUGCAUUGAAACACUGGUCCAGUCUACUGAAGAGUGCCCAUACGGAUGAAUGUGUGUUAAAUUCUUAUCAGCAUGUGUAUGGCAUGUUUAGUUCGGCUCACAUUUUUAACUUGGUAUUCCCAAAAACCCCCUUCUUUCUUCUUUCAAAAGAAGCUACUUUGCAGAAAGUCUGCAAGAAAACAUUAAAUAAAACUGUUUGAGUUCAAAAGAGUUGCAUUGUUAUUAUGAAUGGAAGGUUUCAUCAAGAGCUUUCUUCCGAUCUAUAGAAGAAUAAGUGCUGUUCUGUGAGAAGUUACGCGAGAAGGGUCUUUCUGCUGUAUGCGUUGUAGCAAAGCUAAUCGUAAAUCUCAAGAAAAGGGAGGAUGCCCUAGCCUUGGCUGCUGCCUUACGAAGAGAAGUGGCAAAGAACCACUUUGGAGAGCAACAUAGUCUGAGAACCCCGAUAGGCUGCUCAGUGAGUAACCACCGUAUGUUGUUGUUCAUAUCCUGAACUGGACCAGUGUUCAUCUAGAAGCGAUAGAAGAUCCAGUAGACCAGCGAUCUUAGUGUUCUCUGGUACCACCCAAGAGUGCUAAUCUUCUGAACAGGACCAGGAAAAUCACGAGUGGACCAGCCUGCUAGAAACAGUUUUUGGACCAGUGGCUUUAAUUUAAUAUUUCUGCCCCUGCAUUCACUUUUACAGUAGAAUUAUUUCAUUUAGAUGUAUGAUCAGUGCAAAAUUAUAUUCAUGUAAUAGAUACAAAACUAGGAAGUGAACGUUCUUUAGCGGUUGCGACGGCAUGUCUUUACCUAGUGAGCUUCUACAGAUAUUAAUGUCAAUGCCACAAGCAAAAACUAGAAACGCUUAACUAUUUGCUGCAGCAAAUUUUUUUUUCCUUUUUGAAUGGGCUUACUCUAAGAAUCGAGGCAGUGACUUGUUUAUACCAGUUAAUAGUUUUGUAUUACAAUCCAGUUCGAUUUUAUGUUUCUGGAGAACACAACUUAUUGUACAGUUUGCAGGGGUCAGCGGAAAAUGCCAAAAAGCACAACAGGUCUUUCUUUGUGAUGCUUCAUUUCUACAUUAAACAACAGUAUAACCAGAAACUGAUUCCUUUAUAUUAAUUUAAAAAGCAGAAGUCAGCUGUAAAGCUCCUUUAAUAAUGCCUAUCUCACUAGCUUGUCUUAAUUUUUCUUCUGUUGGGGGGCUGCUUGGUUGUGUGGGGGUUUUUUGGUUUGGGUGUUGUUUUUGGUUUUGUGUUCUGUUUUUUUGUUGUUGGUUUGGGGUUUUCUUGGUUUUUUUUUUUUUGUUUGUUUUUUUUUUUUUUUUUUUAUGUUGAGGUAAUACUCAUUUGAAAGUCUGUGUAACAUAACAAACUAGGAACAACUCACUGCUGUUACCUCAGUUCUUCUUAUAGCGGCACAACCAGUGCUCCUAUAGUUAGAAAUCUGUCAGUUUGGGUUUUUUUCCCUUUCCCCCCCUAUUUUCAGGGGUUUAACUUGGCCGUGGAAGGUCAGUCCAGGCUGAGCUCGGCAAGCACGGCUCCGGCGAGACUUGGACUGGAUGGUUUGUUUGGGGUCUGGGUUUUAAUUUCUUUAUGAAGCUUGGGACAGAAAAAGCUGCUUGUUGGUCUUCAAGGAAAGAGUGCAGAGAAAUAGAGAUUUCAGACACAGCUUUGAGCUUAAUGGCUCUCUUAAGAACUGAAAUUUUAACAGGCCGAUAGUUCGUAUACUGGUGCCUUCAAGUAUAUUUUGGGGGGAAAGGCUGAAUAAUACCAACUUUAAAAUACAGUUGUGUAGUUAGCGAAUGCAGAUGUAAUGAUUGUGUGCUUGGAAUAUCUUCACUGACAUGAAAAGAAGUAUUUGCUUAAAACCCCCUGUGGUAUUAAGACGUAGACUGCAGUAUAUCCUCCAUGAAAAUCCAACUUAUGCAUGGAUUUAAAAUCUAAUUUAUUUAUAGCAAUUUUUGUUUGACAGCUUUAGGUUCUACAGCUAUCUACAAGGCAAAACAUACAGCCCAUAGAGCAGGGCACUGAUGAAUGAUAAAGUUCUUCUGAAUUCUUUUCUUAAGUCCUAUUAAAACUAUUUUUAAAUUGAAUGAGGUAUGUAGCACCAGUGUCAGAACUGAGGCAGGGGAGAUGUGCUUAAAAUUGUCCUAAGGCAGCUGUGUGAUUUCUGCACUGCGAAAGUGUUUAAAAGCUUCAAACUGGAUUUACACGUACGUUGCCUGGAAACUGUUGAUUUGCUCAGGGUUUCCAGGCUUGGGUGUCCCCUUCCAGCUUUUUGCCUGAGGAACCUCAAAGAUCUCAAGGGGUUGCGUUUGGGAUGAGGAGCAUUUUGGGCCGAUACCAGGGGAAGUGGUCUCUGUUGAACCGCUGCUGGUUUGCGUACGUGUUUCACGGUUUGCCUUCCAGCUCGGGCAGCCAGGAGAGCUUCCAACACGGGGCAGCCUGGGGAGAUGUUACCUUUCUGUUUCAUAACCAAACGUAUGGGUUCAGUUUGUUUCAUCGGUAGCUUUAUUCUCAAACCUUGCUGGGUGGAGGUACUUUUCUUUCUUUCCUAAAGCUGUUUCACCAGCACGUGGUGUACUGUGGUGCAUUGGCUUGUCUGGAAGGAAUUAAAUCACCCAGAACUCUGUCUGAUAAUGGAUUUUGGCCAAAAAAAUGUGACUUAGCCAAGAGUAGCUGCAGCGAUCCUGGUAGGACCGCUAGCGUGUUUUUCGUGCGACUGAAUUAAAUCCUGGUUGGACUCCUUGUAGCAUUUCCACGGCUCCAGUCCUGCCAAGGCACGUAAAUUCUGGAGAAAGGUGUGCUGUGGCUGACGGCUGAAGCUGUUAAAGCAGAGGAGGUUUGCAGAACAACUCUGCAGCUGCCUACAAAAUGCUCCGUUGCCCGCGCUGCGUGCCGUAGCUUGGAACCUUUGCCUUGCUGCAGCUGUAGUACUUCCUCUCCGUUUAGGAACAUAAACCUGACCUCUCUAGUGUUUGCUUCUGUGUCUCCUAAAUGGUCUUCUCGGAAGAUGCCUGUGUUGGCAGCCGGAGACUAUUUGGAACGUGGUGUUAGUGGAUAAUUACUGUUACUGCCCCUGCUGUUCCAGGUCGGUGUUUUGGGGAAAGCAGGACUCCCACUGGAGGACCCCAGAGGGAAGUGAAUGACUUGUCCCUCCGCGCCAGCGUGGUUGGAGUAGAGCUUGUAGUAUUACCUCACUGUCCCCUGACUGCUGCACCAGGCAGAGCUGAAGGAGCAGAGGGUGUAAUCCCCGACGUUCUCCGUGGAGUUUUCCAGGGCAGAACUUGCCCCCUGCACCUCCCUGUCCCCGCUGGGAGCCGGGAGCAGGCAGGGCCAGGGCUGUACCCGGGUCGUGCCCCCCCCCACUCAAGUAGCCAACUGGGAAACACUAGAGAAAGUUAAUUAAUGAUCAGCAUUUUGUAGACGCCCAGCGCACCCACGGCUCGCUGUGCAGGUGCCGUCGGGUGCUGGCGUUAAAGGGGGAGACCUGUGGGUGGAAACCCAGUGAAAUAAAUCUUCUGAGUUUUUCUUGAAGGUAAGUCGUUUAAUCACACCAGAGUAAUUAGAUGCCAGCGGUGAGGACAGGUGUCACCUUAAAGAAAAUUAAAUAUUCUUUAAAUUAAACCCUUAAUAUUUUACUUUCAGCAUAAUGUUGGUGGAAUCGGUCAUUUGUAUGUCCUGUUUUAUGCAAACCCUGCAGUUGGUAAAGAGAGGGAGGAAGGUGAUGGCAGGAUUCCUGCGCUGUUCCCGGGCCCGGGGCUGUUCGGGGUGACUUGUUACGGAAAGGGAACAGGACACCAGGAUUUUAAGAGCUGGCAAAAGGGGAAGAGGCAAGUCGCAGUAAGAGAUUUGAAACUAAAUGGAUCCCUCAGCUACUUGAAGUAAAACACAUCGUGACUGUUUGGCCCCAAACAGUCGUUCGGUCGCUUUUAUUGCGUGACGUGGAUUACAAGCAGGAAGUGUCUGCCGCGUGUCCGUGUCUUCACGUGCGCUCUUUACUCUGUAGCGAUACCUUUUGUUCAAGACUUUUUUUUUUUUUUUCUUUUUGCACACAGAUUUUGUUAUUUUGAAGGGUUUUUGUUGUUGAAUUCUAACUUAUUAGGACAACGAUGUUCUUUUGUAACUUUAAAAAUGAAGUUUUUCUUUAAAUGUGCUGCAGUCUGAGAUUUGCUCAAGGUGCCAUUGCGCUGCUUCUCAUGGUACAAAAAAUGCGCAUUUAACUUGAUUUCCUUUUUGUAGUCCUACGUGUUGGCAGAGUACAAAAAGGAAAACGCAUCGUGCCUAAAACAUGAUUGAAGCUAUUGACAAAAACUUUACUUGAUUUGUCUGGAUCGGAUUUGACUUCACAGGGUGGCAGCAAAUGGUGCAGGGGAGCUGCUGCCGUUCCCAGUCUUCAAACCGAGAUCCCUCCCUCUGCUGCCUGGGCAGAAACCUUAUUUUACCGAAAGGUCAUCGUUUCCCUUUUUCCUCCCCUUUUAUAAUAACAACUGGCCAAGCGUUGGUUGCAAAUCCGGCUCUCCGGGGCGGGGGUCUCCCUGUCUGACACGACGGGCCUGUUGCACGUUGUGUUUCUUGGCCUCGCGAGGAUUUCUGUGAGAAGCAGGGAAGAAAUUUCCUUUAUCUAGAAAUAAACUCAAGGGCGUGUGAGAAGUUGGCGGUGCUGGUAACGCUUUUGUCCCUAAAUCUCAGGAAUGUUUUAGGCAGUGAAACAGGUUUCCCCGUCGGUGAUAGAAAGGUGCGUGCUCUCGGGUCUUGUUUAACAAUAUUUCAUUGCAAUCCUAGGUAUCUAUAGCAUGAGUGGCCUUAGUGAGUUUGUUGAAGUGCACAUUUUCUUUUUUUUUUUUUUUUUUUGUUUUUUUUUUGUUUUCCAGAAGUAAAUUUUAAGAUGAAAAAGAUAUAUACUAUAUAAAUAUAUAGAGAUAUUUAGAAACUUGGUUUGUGGUGCACAAGUUCAGUGUUGGAUCGCUAAAUAAUUGUCGCAGGUACCAUAUGUGUAACUUUUUUCUUUUAUGUAUAUUCCUUUAUGGGAAGCGAUGUUGCCAUGGUAACUACAACUUUACAAUUUCUUUACUACUUAAUGAUGUGAAUGAACUCUACAUUUUAUUGAAUAUUGCCAGGUUCAGUACUAUUUUUAUACUUUAUUGAACUACAGGGGAUUUUAAUUUAAUAGCAUUUUAAAAAAAAAGAUGUUGCUUGAACUGUAUAACUGUAUAAACUGAACUACUUACACAGAAGCCACCUCUGAACCCGAAUCUCUGCCUGUAGUGCCACAUUCAUUUAUAUGAGAGUAUCUUGAUCAUCACUAGACUUUGACGACCACCCCACUUGUCAUGUCAAGACUAACGUUUCGUAUCCUCCUCCUCACAGACGGCAGUGCCCGACAUUCUUUGUAACCAUCAAACCAUACUAUGUUUGUAACCAGCCUUGUGAUAUUCUGUAAUUGUAUUGCUAAAAUGAAAUAUUGACCUAAUAAAUAUAGUGGUUCCCGCA
Tyto alba (common barn owl) is the source of this 7374-nucleotide messenger RNA. RefSeq names its product amyloid beta precursor protein binding protein 2 (gene APPBP2). The record is from RefSeq and is a predicted model, not a curated record. Gene Ontology annotation, molecular function: protein binding. Bases 40 to 1800 code for a protein of 586 amino acids. The transcript is spliced from 13 exons. Gene Ontology annotation, biological process: intracellular protein transport. Lineage: Eukaryota; Metazoa; Chordata; Aves; Strigiformes; Tytonidae.